Molecule: messenger RNA, 2371 nt
Organism: Daucus carota subsp. sativus
Lineage: Eukaryota; Viridiplantae; Streptophyta; Magnoliopsida; Apiales; Apiaceae
Product: hexosyltransferase GAUT11
Exons: 2
Coding region: 342-1973 (543 amino acids)
Molecular function (GO): polygalacturonate 4-alpha-galacturonosyltransferase activity
Source: RefSeq, a predicted model, not a curated record
AUCUGUAAUUUGUGAUUCAAGUGUUAAGAAGUUUCCCUAGUAGGACGACUAGAUUUUGCAGCCUCAUUCAUUUGCCUCCCUUUUCAAGAUUCUCCUUAUAAAUCACUUUGCUACUUCCACUCAGAUCUUCUACAAAGACCCACUCUCUCGACCACUUUGCUUCCCAGGCAAUCAAUUAAGAACCACCCCCAUCACACGCUCCCAGAUCAACUCACUCAAGAUUUUCUUGAUUGAGUGAUGGGUCACUCCAAAGUCUCGAUUUUAAUUCAUGGGUCGUUGUCUAAAUCUUGAUUGUUUAAGUUUUAUACGAGUUUUGGCGAAUUGGGUGUGUGUGGAUUUGAAUGAUGAGGAGACGGGCCGCUGAUUUCCGGCGCCCGGUUCGCAGAAAUCUGUCGUGUUGGAUCUCAUCGCUUCUUGGGUUGUUUUGUGUUGCUGGAUUUAUUUUGUUUACUGUUCAGCAUUUUCAUGGGAAUGAUAUUAAGGAUCCGAUUCGACAGCCACCGACACUAGAUAAAACGGAUAAAAUUACUAGACAUGUAGAGGUAAACCAUGAGAGGUUAAACUUUACUGAAGAGAUACAAAACGCUCAUUCGUAUGCUAGGCAACUUUCAGAGCAAAUGACGCUUGCCAAAGCUUAUGUAAUUAUAGCAAAAGAGCACAAUAACCUUCAUCUCGCCUGGGAACUCACUUCAAAGAUUCGAAGUUGCCAAUUUUUGCUUUCCAAAGCUGCUAUGAGGGAGGAUCCUAUUACACUUGAUGAAGCUAAACCUUUAAUAAAGAGCUUAUCAUCAUUGAUUUUUAAAGCACAAGAUGCCCAUUAUGAUAUUGCAACCACAAUUAUGACAAUGAAAUCUCAUAUUCAAGCCCUUGAAGAGCGAACAAAUGCAGCAACAGUUCAAAGUACAGUGUUUGGGCAAUUAGCUGCUGAAGCAUUGCCCAAAAAUCUUCACUGUCUUAAUAUUAUGCUUAUGGCGGAUUGGCUGAAUAAAAAAUCUCUUCAGGACCUUGCAAAUGAGAAGGAGAACUCUCUUCGUUUGGUGGACAACAACCUGUAUCACUUUGCCAUAUUUUCAGAUAAUCUGCUGGCAGUUUCAGUUGUUGUCAACUCUACAGUAUCAAAUGCUGAUCAUCCCAAGCAGUUAGUUUUUCACAUUGUUACAAAUAAGGUAGCCUAUGGCCCGAUGCAGGCAUGGUUCCUAGGUAAUGACUUUAAGGGAUCUGCGGUGGAAGUAUUGAAGAUUGAGGACCUAACUUGGUUAAAUUACACAUACUCUCCUAUUCUUAAACGGCUAACAGAAGCAGAUGUGUGGGAAUACUAUUUCAAAGGUCAAUUAGACGACAGUAUUGAACCAAAGAUGAGGAAUCCCAAGUAUAUAUCUUUGCUGAAUCACCUACGGUUUUACAUCCCACAGAUUUAUCCACAGCUGGAGAAGGUAGUUUUUCUUGAUGAUGAUGUUGUUGUUCAAAAGGACCUGACUCCUCUAUUUUCAUUAGAUUUGCAUGGAAAUGUCAAUGGAGCUGUAGAAACUUGUCUUGAAGCAUUCCAUCGUUAUUACAAGUAUCUCAAUUUCUCAAAUCCGCUCAUAAGUUCAAAGAUCGAUCCACAGGCUUGUGGGUGGGCAUUUGGCAUGAAUGUUUUUGAUUUGAUUGCUUGGAGGAAAGCCGAUGUGACUGCACGAUAUCAUUACUGGCAAGAACAGAAUGCUGAUAACUCAAUCUGGAAGCUGGGCACCCUUCCAGUUGGUCUUUUAGCAUUUUAUGGGUUGACAGAGCCAUUGGAUAGGAGAUGGCAUGUAUUAGGUUUGGGUUAUGACUUGAACAUUGACAACCGAAUGAUAGAGAGUGCAGCUGUAAUUCACUAUAAUGGAAACAUGAAGCCAUGGCAGAAAUUUGGUAUUAGCAGAUAUAGACCUCUUUGGGAAAGGUAUGUGAAUCAGACCCACCAAUAUAUCCAAGAUUGUUUCAUAAGUUAAGCCUGAUCUGCUCAAAUUUUGGACUCAAUCCACAUCAUAGUUUACUCCAAAUUGUAAUCGCAUUACUGUAGAGUCAAAAGUAGAAAGUUUUGUUUCUAGUUAGAGCUUUUUGCUUUUUCUUUCGAUUUUAAUCUUAUCUUGGUACAAGGGAAAUAUGAUUCUUAUACACUAGACAGUAAAGCUAAAGAGGCAUCAGAAUUUAAUAUUUUUUUGGUUCAACCGGAUUUUAGUUGCUCCUAUAGUUAAUUUAUAAUAAUCUCUAAGCUUCUUAAAUCUUUGUAUUUUGUAUGUUACUGUUUUCUGGCACUCUUGCACCAGCUAAACUGGUAAAGUUUGUAAUAUUGUAUUAGAAUGCGAACUUUUUGGUUCAUUUUAUCUAUAUCGAGACAACUUGUCUA